Anarrhichthys ocellatus (wolf-eel) is the source of this 2989-nucleotide messenger RNA. It is a transcript of the gene ccnb2, whose product is annotated as cyclin B2. The record is from RefSeq and is a predicted model, not a curated record. NCBI's taxonomy places the organism in Eukaryota, Metazoa, Chordata, Actinopteri, Perciformes, Anarhichadidae. The transcript is spliced from 8 exons. Bases 1805 to 2980 code for a protein of 391 amino acids.
UAAAUCAGCUGGUUUUUAAUCAAAUUUACGGGAGGAAGUAGUGCUGUUUUUGGGGGACUUUACAGUGGCGGAUUAAUCCACAUUUGAUGCUCCAGUGAGUUGUGGCAGCAGGACGGUGUGUUUGGGAUUGAGUCAAAAAUACUCCACUGUGUGUGUGUGUGUUGGUGAUGAAGGAGCAUGUCAGCCAGUGACAGUGUGGCGCCUCAUGUUUUUUAAUAGUUUUUAACAACAAUAGAGCUCUGUGGCUUUGAUACAUAACAUAUGUUAGUCGAUACCUUCACUGUUGGUUUUGCUUUUCAUGAGAUUUUUUGACAAAAAGAAAACUAUAAAAUACCAUCAGACAGUUUGUGAGGAAAAGUUGAGCCUCACCAAUAACUUCAGUUCAGAAACAGUUAAUUCAGACAUGACCAUUUUAAAGUUGCAAAUUAUGCUUUAAAUAUAUGUUUUAUAUAAAACUUCUCUUUGCAACAGCUCUCACGGUAAGUUGGUCUAAAGUAAGCAUGUGAGUGACAUGUCUUUGAUUUGAACACGGCAGACUUCUUAAAGCUGCUCAAAUCAAUAUUUUGGAUCAAAUGAGCUGUAAUGUGAAACUCUGCCGUACGUUAGUGUCUGUCAGCUUAUUGUUUUAUGAUAUCGUUUGCAGCUUUAAUGUUUUCAUUCACUCACCAAACAGCUCUGAUCAAUAAACACUAAACAGCAGACAGACACGUGAGAGACUCGCUGGUGAUGGAGGUGGAACAUUUAACACAUUGUGGGAUAAAUGUUAUUUUUUCUACCUGUUAUCCAGGUAUUGUCAGCCUGAUCUUGCUGUAAACACUUUGCCCAAAUGUUCACACAUUUCUUUAUCAUUUUAAAGUCACAGACGAUGCCCAGCUUUAAAGCAGCAGCUCCACAAACAACCCUCGCUGUAAAAGUACAAAAGUAUUAGCAACUAAAUCUGAUCAAAGUAUUCUAAAAGUAGCAAAAGUACCCAUUGUACAGAAUGCCUCAUUUCAAAUUGAUGUGUAUCAUUGCAUCACGGUGUUCAUCACUUUAAUAUUGCAGGUGGUAAAUAUAUUUUAAUUUACUUUAUGUACUGCUGGGUAGCUUAAUGUAUAAUAGUACAUCAUUUAUUACUUGAUUUAUUUUUGUAUUCAAAUCUGAAAACUAACUGAGUAACUCAACAAGAUGUUCCAAAAUGUUGUGUUAAUUAGCAUAAAAUGGAAAUAGUUAAAGUACAAGUACCACACAACGGUAUUUUAGUAAAUGUACUUAGUUCUUCAACACUUGGACAUAGUGGAUUCCAAUGUGGAGCAAAGAUGCUGAAGUCAUUCUGAAUCAACAAUGCAUCAUUAAUCAGUAAUUCAGUAAUUUAAUACAUAUGAAGCUUAUAUAGUUUUGGUACUUUCAGUACAUUUUGCUGCUUUUAUACUUAUACUUGUGACAUUUUGAAUUCAUGAGAAUUUUUUUACAAUCUGAUAUUUCUACUUUUACCUCAGUAAAGGAUCUGAGUUGUACUUAUUCAACCACUUAACAACAGCAUCUUUAAAUCUAUUAUUUCUCAAAUUUUUAAAUAUCACCAGAACUGUACCUUCUGACCUCGUUUGUCUGUCAGCCAAUCAGGAGCGCGCUCUACUGUAGCAGCGUCCAAUCAGAUUUGACGGAGCUCUAUUUGAAAGCGACUCGUGCUAGUGUUGUUUACCUGCAGAGCUCGCUAUUCACGGAUCUUGUCGGUAAAUCGUGCUGCUUGCUGCUAAACAGAUAAAGAAACCACCGCGUCGCUGCUUUAACUCGGAGUGUAUCCUCUUGUCUACCGACGAUAAACAUGUCUUCUGUUGAACUUCGUGCUGUGCCGCUCCCAGCCGCAGAGAACCCAGUGAAGAUGAGCAAAGCCACGGCCGGUGUGAGGAGAGCUGCUCUCGGAGAGAUCACUAACUUCACUGCGGCUGCAGCAGUCAACACAAAGAGGACCGGACCAGCCAAAGCAUCGGGCAAACCAGCCCAGAAGGAUAAACCGGUGGUCCAGGUGGUGCAUCCAGUGGUCUGGGGCUCGGCACCUGCAGAUCCUCUGCCCUCGGUCUCAGAGGAGUUGGCGGAUGCGUCCAUGAGGGAGGAGGAGGAGCUCUGCCAGGCUUUCUCUGAGGCGCUGCUCACCGUGCAGGACGUCGACGAGCAGGAUUCAGGACUGCCGCAGCUCUGCUCGGAAUACGUCAAAGACAUCUACAAUUAUCUACAUGUCCUGGAGGUGGAGCAAGCUGUACGCGCCAACUACAUGCAGGGUUAUGAAAUCUCUGGACGCAUGAGGGCUCUUCUGGUCGACUGGCUGGUCCAGGUUCACUCCAGGUUCCAGCUGCUGCAGGAGACUCUGUACCUCACAGUCGCCGUCCUGGAUCGGUUUCUCCAGGUCCAGCCGGUGUCUCGCAGAAAGCUGCAGCUUGUUGGUGUGACGGCCAUGCUGGUGGCCUGUAAGUACGAGGAGAUGUACGCUCCGGAGGUCGGGGACUUCGCCUACAUCACGGACAACGCCUUUUCCAAGGCUCAGAUCCUGGAGAUGGAGCAGCUGGUUCUCAGGACUCUCAACUUUGAACUUGGACGUCCUCUUCCGUUGCACUUCCUUAGACGGGCCUCCAAGGUGGCCAGUUCUGAUGUAGAGAGACACACGCUGGCCAAGUAUCUGAUGGAGUUGACGCUGCUCGACUACAACAUGGUUCACUAUCGGCCCUCUGAGAUCGCUGCUGCGUCACUGGGUCUCUCCCAGCUGCUGCUCGAGGGGCUGCCGUGGUCUUCCACACAGCAGCACUACUCCACGUAUGAAGCGGCCCACCUGAAGCCGAUCAUGCAGCACAUCGCCCAAAAUGUUGUGCUGGUGACUGAGGGGAAAACCAAAUUCCAGGCCGUGAAGAACAAGUACUCGAGCAGCAAGCUGAUGAAGAUCAGCCUCAUCCCUCAGCUGACGUCGUCCAUUGUGAAGACGAUGGCGGCCGCUGUGAUCAACACUUGAGCCGAACUU